Messenger RNA from Metarhizium robertsii ARSEF 23, 3132 nucleotides. RefSeq names its product glycoside hydrolase family 35 protein. Gene Ontology annotation, molecular function: beta-galactosidase activity. Gene Ontology annotation, biological process: carbohydrate metabolic process. Bases 1 to 3132 code for a protein of 1043 amino acids. The record is from RefSeq and is a predicted model, not a curated record. Gene Ontology annotation, cellular component: vacuole. The transcript is spliced from 7 exons. Lineage: Eukaryota; Fungi; Ascomycota; Sordariomycetes; Hypocreales; Clavicipitaceae.
AUGAAGCCAUCUACGGCUCUUGGUGCCAUCGCACUCCCGUUCUGCCAUGCCCUCAGUCUGGGCGGCCGGCCCUACCAAGUCAUCCAUGAGGUGGACAGGCGUUCUGGCGCCCUCCAGGACUUUGUUACCUGGGAUGAGCACUCGCUCUUUGUCCACGGCGAACGCGCCAUGAUGUUCUCGGGCGAGGUCCAUCCGUUCCGCCUCCCCGUGCCGUCGCUGUACUUGGAUGUCUUUGAGAAGGUCAAGGCGCUCGGCUUCAACAUGGUUUCGUUCUAUGUCGACUGGGCGCUGCUCGAGGGAAAGCCGGGCGAGUUUCGCGCGGACGGCAUCUUCGCUCUGGAGCCGUUCUUUGAAGCGGCCUCCGAGGCGGGCGUAUAUUUGCUGGCGAGGCCGGGUCCGUAUAUUAACGCAGAGGUUAGCGGAGGGGGGUUUCCGGGAUAUUUGCAGCAGUUGGAGGGGAUUCUGAGGUCUCAGGCGCCCGACUUUUUGAAUUCGACGGACAACUACAUGGCCCAUGUGUGUGAUAUAAUCGCCAAGCACCAAAUCACAAAGGGCGGCCCCGUCGUUCUCUUCCAGCCCGAGAACGAAUAUUCUUCGGGACACAACAUCCCCUUUCCCAACGGGCAGUAUAUGCAGUACGUCAUCAACCAGGCCAGGAGCGCGGGCAUUUCGGUCCCCAUGAUCAACAACGACGUUGGGCCCGCGGGGAACUAUGCUCCUGGCAAGGGCGUCGGAAGCAUGGAUAUUUAUGGACACGACAGCUACCCCCUAGGAUUCGAUUGCGGCAAUCCUACCGUCUGGCCGCCGAACGGUCUUCCGACGAGCUUUCACCAACUCCACGAGAGGCAGAGCCCGAAGAGCCCGUACUCCAUCAUCGAGUUUCAAGGUGGCGCGUUUGACCCUUGGGGCGGCUGGGGAUUCGAAAAGUGCGCCGCCCUCGUCAACCACGAAUUCGCACGCGUCUUUUACAAGAACAACCUGGCGGCCGGUGUGUCGAUUUUCAAUAUUUACAUGAUCUACGGCGGAACAAACUGGGGUAAUCUCGGCCACCCAGGCGGCUAUACGUCCUACGAUUACGGUGCCUGCAUCCGAGAAAACAGAGUCAUAGACCGUGAGAAGUAUUCCGAGGUCAAGCUCGAAGCCCAAUUCAUCAAAGUAUCGCCUGGCUACAUCACCGCCUCCGUUGGCCUCGCAUCAACCACGGCAUACUCCAACAACCCGGGCAUCACCAUCACGCCAUUGACGUCUAACAAGACGGGGAACUUCUUCGUCGCUCGUCAGACAGACUACACCGCCACGGGCAGCGUCUCCUACACCGUCACCCUGCCUACCAGCAAUGGGAUCCUCACCAUCCCCCAGCGCGGAGGAAGCUUGUCCCUGCACGGGCGGGAUUCCAAGAUUCAUUUGACGGAUUAUCCUGUGGGCGACUACGUUUUACUGUAUACCACUGCCGAGGUAUUCACCUGGAAGAAGUACGCUGAUAAGACAGUUUUGGUGUUGUACGGCGGCCCAGAUGAAUUGCAUGAGUUUGCGGUAAACUCUCCCUCAGCGACACGGAUCCUGCAUGUUGAGGGGAGCAGUAUCUCGUCCCACGAGCAGGCUUCAUCGACUAUUGUCGUGCAGUGGACGACGUCGCCAGAGAGGCAGUAUAUUCAGGUUGGCAACUUGGCCAUCUACCUCGUUGGUACGCCGACACCUAUCACGAACCUCUACAUGACACCAAAACUGCAGUUCCAUCCUCUAACCACAGAAACAGAUCGCAACUCGGCGUACAACUACUGGGUCCCCGUCCUUCCGGGCUCCAAAUCAUCCCCAUACGGCACAUCCCUCAUGAAUCCAGACGCUGCCAUCAUCAACGGGGGCUACCUCAUCCGCUCCGCCUCCAUCAACGGCAACACGCUCUCCCUCCGCGCCGACUUCAACGGGUCGACGACCCUGGAAGUCGUCGGCAUCCCCGACGGCGUCACCAAGCUCUCCGUCAACGGCCGGCCGCUCAAACACACCACCUCCCCAACAGGAACGUGGCUCGCCCAGCCGGACAUCACCAUCCCAACCGUCCAACUCCCCUCCCUCGCCGACCUGACCUGGCACACCAUCGACUCCCUGCCCGAAAUUCACCCCCAGUACGACGACUCCCUCUGGCGCACCGCCUCCCAAAGCCCAGGCAACAACAGGCCGCAAGCGCACCACAAAACCUCCAACGAGACCCUAUUCGCAGCGCCCCCGCGCGCAUCUCUCUACGGCUCAGACUACGGCUUCAACACGGGCACCCUCCUCUUCAGAGGCCACUUCACCGCCUCGGGGAGGGAGUCCCUCUUCAGGGCAUGGACGUCGGGCGGCACCGCAUACGCCAGCUCCGCAUGGCUCAACGACCGCUUCCUCGGGUCCUUCAAGGGCAACUCCGCCGCCGAGAACCAAAACUCGACGUACGCCCUGCCCAGCCUGACCGCCGGCGAGCAGUACGUCGUCACGGUGGUGGUCGACACCAUGGGGUUCAACGAGAACUUCAACCCGGGAUACGAGGACAUGAAGGCGCCGCGCGGCAUCCUCGACUACGCGCUCUCGUCGCCCGACGUCGCGCCCACCGCCGUGGCGUGGAAAAUCACCGGCAACCUCGGCGGCCACGACUACGCAGACUCGUUCCGCGGGCCGCUCAACGAGGGGGGGCUCUUCUUCGAGCGCCAGGGCUACCACUACCCCCGGCCGCCCGUGGACGACGCCCCCUUCGCCCCGGGCUCGCCGUUUGACGGCGCCGACGGCGCCGGCGUCGCCUACUACGCCGCCCGGAUGCCGCUCGACCUGCCGGCCGACGCGUACGACAUCCCGCUGUCGUUUGUGUUUGCCAACGCCUCCCGGGGCGGGGGGGACUACAGGGCGCUGCUGUACAUCAACGGGUUCCAGUUCGGCAAGUAUCUCAGCAACAUCGGCCCGCAGACCGAGUUCCCCGUGCCCGAGGGCGUCCUCGACUACGGGGGCGACAACUGGGUCGGGCUGGCGGUGUGGUCGUUGGACAGCACCGGCGCGAGGGUGCCCGGGUUGGCGCUGAGGGCCGGGACGCCCGUCCAGUCUUCGCGGAACAAGGUCCGUCUCGUCACGGGGCCGGCUUAUUCCAAGCGUCCUGAAGCGUACUAG